This is a messenger RNA of Ilex paraguariensis (yerba mate), 909 nucleotides long. The record is from the annotation of a GenBank genome assembly. Lineage: Eukaryota; Viridiplantae; Streptophyta; Magnoliopsida; Aquifoliales; Aquifoliaceae.
AUGGAAAAUCCAAAUUCAUUGGUGUUGUGGGAAGCUCAGUUCGGUGAUUUUGCAAAUGGGGCUCAAGUGAUAUUUGACCAGUUUUUGAGUAGUGGAGAGGCCAAGUGGUUGCGACAGACUGGCUUAGUUGUGAUGCUACCUCAUGGUUAUGAUGGCCAGGGCCCUGAACAUUCAAGUGCACGAUUGGAGCGCUUCCUUCAGAUGAGUGAUGAUAAUCCAUUCGUAAUACCAGAGAUGGAUCCAACUCUUAGGACGCAAAUCCAGGAAUGCAAUUGGCAGGUUGUGAAUGUAACCACUCCGGCAAAUUAUUUCCACGUACUGAGACGUCAAAUACACAGGGAAUUCCGAAAGCCUCUCAUUGUGAUGUCUCCAAAGAAUUUGCUUCGCCACAAGGAUUGCAAAUCCAAUCUUUCUGAAUUUGAUGAUGUCCAAGGCCAUCCAGGUUUUGACAAACAAGGGACCAGAUUUAAGCGCCUAAUAAAGGACCAGAACUACCACUCAGAUCUCGAGGAGGGUAUCAGACGUUUGGUUCUUUGCUCAGGAAAGGUUUACUAUGAGCUUGAUGAAGAGAGGAAGAAAGUUAAUGGCAAGGAUAUUGCAAUAUGUAGGGUGGAGCAGCUUUGUCCAUUCCCAUACGAUCUUAUCCAGCGCGAACUGAAGCGUUAUCCAAAUGCAGAGGUUGUUUGGUGCCAGGAAGAGCCGAUGAAUAUGGGUGCAUACAGUUACAUCGCACCCCGCCUUAGCACUGCCAUGAAAGCCCUGGGCAGAGGUAGCAUGGAUGACAUCAAAUACGCAGGCCGUGCUCCAUCUGCUGCAACAGCCACUGGUUUCUAUCAGUUCAUGGGAAAGAGCAGAGUGAACUCGUUCAGAAAGCUCUUCAGCCUGAACCAAUUAAUCAAUCCUAAUUGA